Messenger RNA from Moneuplotes crassus, 1207 nucleotides. NCBI's taxonomy places the organism in Eukaryota, Ciliophora, Spirotrichea, Euplotida, Euplotidae. The record is from the annotation of a GenBank genome assembly.
AAAAUUUGACUAAUGGAGAAAAAGGAACUUAGGAGUAUGGUCAAGGAGUACUUGAAGAAUGGGGGAAAGCAGUUUUUGGAAAAGGAGCAAGGGGAGAAACAGAGAGGAGAUGGGAAAGAGUUCGACAAGGUUGUUAAGCCACGGAAGAUGAAGAAAUAUAAGAAUUAUUUAUAACUACAAAAUACAAGAUAUCCAACAUAAAUAUGUCAAACUAUCUCAAUAAUCACCAACUUCAGAUAAAUCAGCCUCAAGAACUUCCAAAUUCUCAAAGAAAUAUCAAAUCAACGCACUCUAGAUCGAAUUGCCUUCCAUAUCUUAAAAGCCCUCCAAGAAUCUCCCCUAAAGGGAGCAAGAAAAUCACUGCAAGAUCAGAUUUAAACCUAACUUUCAUGGUCCAUAGACCGAAUAAAUCGUUAAAUUUUGGAAUAAAGAAGAGAUCCAAAAACAAUCAAGCUAAGAAACUUAGCGUGAUCAAGAGAGAAGUAAAGAAGAUAGCUAACAUAUUGGGGAAGAUGGAUGACCAAGACAAGGCUUCUGCUUGGAGUAGUCUAGGGUUUAAGAGGGAGGAACUAAGGCAGAAGUCUGAGGGCAGUGAGAGUGAGGAUGGAGGUACUGGGGGUACUGGGGAUGAAGAGGAUCCGUCAGCGAUAGAGGUGAUAAAGGCUUCCAAGAUGUUUCUCUGAGAGAUUAUCAAGUUUAAUGAUUAUUACUCAAAUAAAAUGGAUAUUGCGAAUCUUCUAAAAAUGGUUGGAGAUAUAUGAGUUAAGGCAAGAGAUAUCGAAGCUGAUGAAAUCAAUGAGAGCAGUUUUGACGGAUACAGAACAUUCAAUUGCACAACGUUUAACAAGGAAACUAGAAAUUUUAAUGACACUAGCAUAAGCCCGCUAGUCAACAUUCAAACCCAUCACCAAGACGAUAACUCUGGAUCUUUUCACCAACCCACAGAAGAAUAUUCCUUUAAUAACACCAAACUGAGCACCAACCCCAGCUGCUUCUCCAAAAAGACAUUCUCCCACUUCUACAAAACAUUUAACUCAAAUUCCAAAACUCACUCCUCGUUCUACUCCAAAGGAGGAAAGAAGGGGCUGUUGAAACAGAACAAUUCUGAUUUUGAAAGAAGGCCAGGGCUUAAGGCAAGAGAGGAAAGAGGAAUGCACAAGAAGGUCAGGUUUGGAGAGAAUUUUGAGGGAUAAGAAGGGUUUAAGAG